Molecule: messenger RNA, 369 nt
Organism: Cavia porcellus (domestic guinea pig)
Lineage: Eukaryota; Metazoa; Chordata; Mammalia; Rodentia; Caviidae
Gene: Selenoh
Product: selenoprotein H
Exons: 3
Cellular component (GO): Golgi apparatus
Source: RefSeq, marked validated
AUGGCCCCUCGCGGGAGGAAGCGCAAGUCCGAGGCCGCCGAGGUCUGCCCUACAGGGAAGCGGGGGGAGCCGGCGGACAGCGGGGAGGGUGCGGCGGAGCCCCAGGUGGUCAUCGAGCACUGCACCAGCUGACGCGUGUACGCGCGCCAGGCCGCCCUCCUGAGCCAGGCGCUGCGCGUGGCGGCCCCGCAACUGGCGGUGGCGGUGAACCCGGCGCGGCCGCGGAGGGGUAGUUUUGAGGUGACUCUGCGACGCGCGGACGGCAGCGGUGCGGAACUCUGGACCGGAAUUAAAAAGGGGCCACCGCGCAAACUCAAGUUCCCGGAGCCGCAGGCGGUGGUGGAGGAGCUGAAAAGGCAUCUCGCGUAG